This is a messenger RNA of Struthio camelus australis, 886 nucleotides long. The record is from RefSeq and is a predicted model, not a curated record. Lineage: Eukaryota; Metazoa; Chordata; Aves; Struthioniformes; Struthionidae.
UUCUGGCUGGCUCCGGGGGCGCCUCGGGGCUGGGGUGGUAGGAGGCUGCUGGUUACGGUUAAAAACUGCAAGGUGAGGCCUGCCGCACCUCUUCCUUGUGUGCUUGUUUUUUUUCCUUAGGAGGAGUUUGAAGUAAUGAGCCCGCUAGAGGGCACCAGCCACCGAGCGAAGCUUAGGUGAUGCUGUGAGCACAUGAGUGGUGGGAGAGCACUCUUGGCUGCCUCUGUAAUUUCCAUCCAGAACUCCUGCUUCAUCUAUCCUGCUUGUCAAAGCUGCUUUUCUAGGCUGAUACUGGAUUCUAGGAGGUUUAACUGUCUAAAAUGUGGCUGCACAGGUGAAGCUACAGAGGCAAGCUACAGAUAUAGAUUGUCCCUAAAGAUUGCUGACACUAAUGAUUUGUUUGACAUUACUGUGUUUGGAAGCUGCUUAGAUCCAUUUUUUGGAGUCACCGCAGGAAACUUGCAGAGGUAUAUUCAAGACUUUAAUCAGCUGUCAGGAGAAACAAACAAAGAUGCGUCUCCAGGAGAGUUAGUUCAAGCAGUUGAAACCUGUUUCAUUGGGAAAAGAUUUAUAUUUGGAGUGAAGAUCCAAAACACUCUGCAUCAUUGCAACAAGCAAAGCACCUCUCGCUAUGAUGCCCUUUAUAGCCCUUGCCAGUGCUUAUUUCCUGGAGAGUACUGGCUUGCGACCGACUGUUUCCUGUUCUCUUCCCUGCAGAUCCUGACAAAAAGGUUGUGUGAGUCAAGAUGGAGGGCAUUCUGUUGCCAGCAGCAUCUUGCAAAACUCUUCUAAAAUUAAUAGAGGUACAAAAAACCUUACAGCUUGCCAGAUCUUCCUGCCAAACACUGCUGUCACUGGCUUUACUGUUAUCAGCUACUUCCAUCGG